This is a messenger RNA of Macrosteles quadrilineatus (aster leafhopper), 5416 nucleotides long. RefSeq lists its product as uncharacterized. Bases 776 to 1819 code for a protein of 347 amino acids. The record is from RefSeq and is a predicted model, not a curated record. Lineage: Eukaryota; Metazoa; Arthropoda; Insecta; Hemiptera; Cicadellidae. The transcript is spliced from 5 exons.
GAUAGAUGAAGAUAGAAUAAUUAUGCGUACCUAUUAGAAUAGAAUGCACAAUUGUUAAGGAGUAUUAAAUUGAAGUUUUAAAACAGUUUGUGAGCUAACAAGUAGUUUUUCCAUUUUCUCUUAACUCAUAAUAGUUAGUGAUCAUUCUACUGAACUGAAGUGCAACUAACAGUGCAUGCACACUUUUAGGCUGAACCAACAUAGACCAAAAGUAAAUAGAGUGAUGUGGGUCAUUGUUAUUUUGUUCAAGUUUUGAUAAAUCCUUUAUCGUAUUCGUAUUGUAAGUAGUGUUUUCAUAUUGUGUUUAGAAAGUGUUUUAAACUUUGAAAUGAAAUAUCAUGAUGACACCAUUAGAAACCCUAGAUCAGUAUAUGACAACGUGUAUUGCUGCUUGUGUAAUGUAUGCAUUUUUCAUGCUAUUUCUCUUGAUUUGUUUUCUAAGGAAGUUUAACAGUUCCGAUAGCAUUAAUUCACUUGUGUGUCCUCCACCAAUUGAGCUACAUACCGUUGUGAACCCCUAUCGAUACUCAUCUGUCAGCCAAAACCCUCAAAUAUCUUCAUAUAUACAGCCUUCUCGCUCAAAUAGAAGUUAUUCUUCAUCAAGAAAUAGUGCACAUGUGUACAAGAUUCAGCUCAAGAAGGUGCCUUUUGGUGGAAUAGAUAUGAGUCAGAUGGAGAGAUUAGCAACACUCUAAACCUAACCCUUAAUUCGGAUUUAAAAGCAUACUCUUCCAAAUGACUAGGUCGGUAAAGAUGCCGUACUCUAAAACUCAAGAUGGAUGACCACUCCAUAGACCAUCCACAUAAUUCCAUCUCACAUAAACUUAACUGUAGUGGUAACAAAGUUUAUACUUUGGGUAGUGCUACUAGAAAUGUGGAAGCCCAUAAAAGCAAAUGUGGAAGUUCAAGUCUAAUUUCUGGAACCUCUACCAAUAAAAACUAUGGUCACCAGAUGUAUGAAACACCAAUGAAUGCAAGUGGAAAAUCUACACCUGCCCAAUCAAAGACCCGUCUUCCAUUAAAUAUGAUUGUUUCUAAAACCGCUACAAGAAAUACUCUUCAAGAGAAUGAAGACGAUGAAAUACUGGAUUUUGACUUAACUAAUAUGAGGAAAACAAAAGUUCCAGCACCUUCGUGGAAAGGAAAAGAAUGUUAUAGAAAAAGACAACAAUCUGCUGUAUUGUACAACAAACGAAAGAUUGAGGAGAUUCAAGCCAUGAAAUCAAAAUUGAAACAUCAUCGAUAUGACCCGAGAGCGUCUCUAGGAAGACCGAGGCUCAAUGACAAUCAGAAUACAUUAUCUGAAUAUAUGUCUGUCAUUUCGAACAAAGAAAGAUGUUCCCAGCCUUGCAACAAUACAAGCGCUGUAGUACCAGGGUCAGAUCCUAUUCCGAACAAAGACAGAGAUCAAUUUGAAACGACCUAUUCUUCAGUCAACAACGAUCGCUCUUUUUUUACCUCCACACCAGCUGUAAAGCCAAAAGAUGAGUUUGUUUGGAAUCCCAUUAUAGUUCCAGUUGCAAAUUCAUCUGGUAGUGCAAAGGAGCUGUUUGAACAUCAUUAUCCUCAUCUUGAGAAUAGUUGUAGUUGGUUGGACUCACCGGGAAACUAUACCACUUCUUCAACGUCAUCUGGACUCACCGUUGCUGAGGAAACUGUUCGACUCACCUACUACGCAGGAGGAUCUGGAUUCCCGCAAAACCACAGACAGAGAAAAAGAGAUACUUACGAUUUCAUGAGUGAACCUUUUACAACAUCGGAACCAUCUUGGCUUUCUCAGAGUGGUCAAAUUGACUUCCCAAAUUAUUUCGAGGAGUAAGUGAACAAGCCACCAUUGUUUUUUUUUCAUAUUACUCAUGUAACACAUUAGUCUAAACAAUUUUUAACUGACUGAAUCAGUCAUUCAUCUGUCUAAUCAAAUGCCUUUAGUUUAAUUAACAGUUUGGAUUCUACAAAAGUAUCUCUUCACAAAAAGGAAGAGCCUUGAUGUAUUUUACAUGUUUUUUUUGCAGUAUUUUACAUUAAAGAUAAAAGAUGUAUACGGUUAUUUUAGGUAGAUUUUAUAGCCGAUGGUUGAUUUGUUUGUAAAUAAAUAAAUCAAAAUAUAAUAACCAUGCAAGACUGUCAAUGUUGAAUUCAGGGUAUUCUUUUUUUAGUAUCUCUUGAUAUUUUACAAAGUAUUAUUUUACAAUUUUAUGUGACUGAACAGUAUUAGAAAAAGCAAUACAACAGUUGAACGAUUUCUAGCAUUAAGUUACUCGGUUACUAAUAAUAGUUAAGUACUCUUUAGCUGAAAUUAGUACUAAUUAAUCACUUGUUUUGCUAGCACAAUUUUGAAUAUUUGUUUAGGGUUUUCUAGUUUUAGUGGUUCAACAAUUAGACAAUUCAAACUAUUAAUUAUUUAUAAGAUGUUUGUCAUUUACAAAAAAAAAACUCUUCGUUUUAGUGAAAAUGCUAUAUUUUUAUCUUUAGACCGUGAGACAAAAACUUAAACUAAUUUGGAAAUUGACAUAAGGGAGAAAACUAAAAUUUCAGAAGAGUUUUGAAACAAUGGCUUCUUAUUUUUUUUUUAAAGAUUGUUAAAUACACAAUUUUAUCUUCUGAGUGAGAUAGCUUUGUAGGUACUGUAAAUAUUUUAGAUACACAAAAUAUGAAUUUUAUGUAGUAUUGACAAUCUUGAGAUAAGUAUUGUGAGGUUGUAUUGUUAUUUUUGUAUUUGUUAACUAAACAUGCCUACCUCAUACUUCAUUUUAAGUUAUGAAAAAAGGUAAAUGUACAAAUGUAAUGUUAAAUGUAAUUCUGCUAGCUUUAUUAGUUAAGUAAACCCUUAAGCUUAGUUGACAAUAUGUAAAUACUAAAUAGUUUGUUAUUAAGUUUGUAAUAUAUUUUACUUAUGACAAUGUUCUGUAAUUUUAACUAUCUUUGUUGAGUAAACAUGUUAUUUCACAGAUUUUUAUUUCUAUAGAACUGAAAGAACCAACAGUAUUCUAACAUCACAUGACCAAUUUCACAUUUACUAAAUAAUAAAGGAACCCUAUAAAGUGUUCUCCAUGGCCCCUUUUAUAGAAUGUUUUUAGUCACAAAGUUAGAAAAAACACUAUUUAAUAGAAAAAUUUCAUGGGAAGUUAUCACCAUGUAGGUAAUAUAUAUAGUCAUAUGUCAGUAUCUAAAUUCACAACCAGCAGUAAUAUCAGAGGGAAAUUACUUAGACUAUUUGAAUGACUAGAAAAAGGAGGAUAGCAGCUAGCUUAUCUUGAAAGUGUUGGUAGACCAUAGAACAAGUAGAAAAUGUAGAAAAACACUGUGCAUAGGCCUACAAUAUUUCGUCCCAUGAAGGACUUUUUCAAGUGUAGAGAAACAGUUUAUAAAUUAAAAAAUGCUUUUUUUCAUCAUCAUCUUCUUUAAUAUAAUGGGUUGUAUUGUCCCUAUCAGAAAUAUAAUAUAUGCAAAUAUAGCCUUAGCAGUUGUAAAAAACUUAAUUUGGGGAGUCUACGCCCAUAUUCCUCAUCUGCAUUACAAGCAUGAAACGCUUGUUCGUGCGUACACCUCUCAACAUAUUGCGACCUUCUUUCUUUUUCUCUUCUUUCUUUGGUCACCAUAUUCACAACAGACGAUUUUUUUCCAACAAUGAUCAAAGCUUUUUCUUUUUUCACUGGCUUUCUGAAACCAAAGCGGUUGGUGUGCUGACACUGCUGUGAUUGGUCUAUUUCCAGUCGUCGACAUGCAAGAGGCUACAGGAGUUCUCAACUUUGCAGCUAGCGAAGGUGCCACUUUUGUCAUGGGAUUUCUGUCUUUAUUUCUACUGUUUUGUACUCAGCAUAGCACACCUAGGCACUGAAGAUUGCAGCAAUACUUGAGCUCGAGUUUUCUGCUGCCCUGUUCUCACUGAGGGAUUCCAUGUUUUUGAAGAGCUGCUGAUGAAUCUUUUAAAAGUCCGACAUCUUGCUGACUGGUCGUUUCCACUGAACCUGGUGUGCUCUUAGUUUGUUUCUUCUUCAAUGUAGAUCCUAGUUUAGAUGAAAACUUUAAGGACUUGCGUUGUGGACUUUUGCCGCCUGAUAAAAUAAAAGUAGCAUUUCUCAACAGUGCUGGUACCGGCAUUUCAUCGGUUUCUUGAUCAGCGGAAUUAGAAAAAUAAAAGUUAAACUUCUGGUCAGACCUUGUAUUUAUUCUCCACCUGUUUCACAUAAAAUCAUCCUUAAAAAUGGGGCUCACGAUGUUGCAACAGAAAGAAAGAAGAGCAAAAGAAAGAAGGUCGCUAUAUGUUGAGAGGUGUAUGCACGAACAAGCGUUUCAUGCUUUUAAUGCAGAUGAGGAAUAGGGGCGUAGGCUCCCAAAGUUUUUUACGAUUGCUCUAUCAAUAAAAUAAAAAUUUGUCUUUCUAUGUUAGUGUGUGCUUUAGGUUAUAUUUGCAUAUAUUAUAUUUCUGAUAGGGACAAUACAACCCACUAUAUUUAAGAAGAUGAUGAUAUUAAAGAAUUUGUAAGAAAAAAAAGCAUUUUGUAAUUUAUAAACUCUUCCUCUACACUUGAAAAAGUCCUUCAUGGGACAAAAUAUUGUACGCACAGUGUUUUUCUACAUGUUCUAUGGCCUACCUACACUUUUAAGGUAAGCUAGCCGCUAUCCUCCUUUUUCUACAAUUCCAAAUCCAGGCCUAGAGCCUUUCCUUGAACAAAACUAUUUGAAUAACUAAUUAACUUUCAUACUGAAUUGCAUUUAACAACUUAGACUAUAUAUUUACAAUCUCUAAGUCCCUCUGGAACUCACGUAGAUUCAAUCAAACAAAAACACAAGGCAUUAGAAGCACCUUUAUCACCUCAGUCUCUUGCUAUAAGUUGGUACAGUAUAAUGGUUUACUUAAUCCCCAAAUUUUGCUUAUUUAUCUGUAACUUUUUGAUGACACAGCAUAGAGUUUUCCAAUACCUUUUUUGAUAUGUCUAAAACAUAAAAUUAAAUACAGUUAAUUUUUAAGUAAAAGUAAACAUUACAGUAGACUGCUUGUGGCCAAAGUAGUCUAGAUAAUAUAUUCUUAGUGUGUUGGUAACAGUUUUUCUGUAGCCUCGUCACUUGUGCAGUACUAAAAUUACAGCUAAUAUUGUGUUUCUAUCACUGUUUUAAUGUUACUUGGGAACGGAGAUAAUGUGGUCCAUUUGUGAUUAAUUUUAUUUGGUCAUUUUCUAAAAAGAUAAAUUAUUGUAUAAUCAUAUUGUUGUUAACAAUGUACCUGUGUAGUAGAAACUAAGUGAUAAUUGCUAAUUAAUAAAUGCUCUCUUCUGCAUUAUCUCUAUGCUUCAUAAGACUGAGUUUUAACUAUUGUUUCAGUGCAUGUUUGUUGUAUUUAGUAUCAAAUUGUUAUUGAUUAAAACCUGUUUGAUAUUGUGUCAGUGAAAAUUUGUAAAUAUAACAGCCAGCUUAA